AUAGAAGGGCGUGUUAUCCUGUUCGGGAACUCGAAGAAGGCGUUCGUUAUCCUCUGCGGUUUGGGGUGAGCGAGUCGAGUGAGAGGGAGGGACGGCGAGGAUGGCUGGGAUGGCGGCGCUGCAGGGCGCCAUGGCGUCCCUCUCCGUCUCCGCGCCCGGCGCGGCGAGCACAAGCAGCUUCUGGGGCAACCGGCUCGCUACCUACUCCGCGCCGCAGCCUGGGAUAAGAUUUAUGGUCAAGACAUGCCCAAUUGAAAUGAGACUUAAGAGAUGGGAGCGAAAGAAGUGCAAACCAAACAGCCUUCCCGUGCUUCACAAGAUGCAUGUUAGGAUUGGGGACACCGUACAAGUCAUCGCAGGCCGUGAGAAAGGUAAGGUUGGAGAAGUUACACGACUCUUCAAGCACAACAGCACUGUGAUCGUGAAGGACCUGAACUUGAAGUCGAAGCACAAGAAAGGCACGGGAGAUGAGCCGGGUGAAAUCGUCAUGAUUGAAGGCCCCAUUCAUAGCUCGAAUGUGAUGCUCUACUCGAAGGAGAAGAGUGUGGCAAGCAGGGUCGGCCACAAGUUCCUCGAGGACGGGACCAAGGUCCGGUACCUGAUCAAGACCGGGGAAGUCAUCGACAGUGUUGAGAAGUGGGUGAAGGUGUUCAAGGAAGGAGAUUCCGAGUAACAAUGUUAUUAUUAGGAUGGAAAGCCUGCACACGCUCUGAACCCUGGCUGCUUCCUUCUUGCAUGCCGAAAUGAGUCUGUUUAUUCUUCUGUGUAUGUUGUUGCUCACAUCCUUAGCUCCAGGUUAUUUUUUCCCUGUAUAAAUUAUACAAUUAUAUGAGUCGUAUGACCAAUUUUGGCAAA
Molecule: messenger RNA, 855 nt
Organism: Panicum hallii
Lineage: Eukaryota; Viridiplantae; Streptophyta; Magnoliopsida; Poales; Poaceae
Product: 50S ribosomal protein L24, chloroplastic
Exons: 4
Coding region: 101-673 (190 amino acids)
Biological process (GO): translation
Cellular component (GO): mitochondrion; ribosome
Molecular function (GO): RNA binding; structural constituent of ribosome
Source: RefSeq, a predicted model, not a curated record